Musca vetustissima is the source of this 957-nucleotide messenger RNA. RefSeq names its product sulfotransferase 1E1-like. The coding region runs from base 1 to 957 and encodes 318 amino acids. Gene Ontology annotation, biological process: sulfation. The record is from RefSeq and is a predicted model, not a curated record. NCBI's taxonomy places the organism in Eukaryota, Metazoa, Arthropoda, Insecta, Diptera, Muscidae. Gene Ontology annotation, molecular function: sulfotransferase activity. The transcript is spliced from 4 exons. Gene Ontology annotation, cellular component: cytoplasm.
AUGAUCGAACCCGUCGAAGUUAAACCCAAAAGUUAUCCCACAAAUCUUCUACCUCAAGAACAUUGGGAUAAACGUGUUUGUUAUGUUCGUGGCAAUUGUGAGAAAUUCAUCGAAAAGAUCCAUGACGUUGAAGUGUAUGAUGAUGAUGUAUGGAUUGUAACCUUACCGAAAUGUGGUACCACCUGGAUGCAAGAACUUUUGUGGCUCGUUAUAAACGAUUAUGAUUUUGAAACUGCUAAAAAUGAAAAUUUAGAAAUCCGUUCUCCAUUUAUGGAAUUCGAUUAUAUGGUCAGUUUAAAUUUGGAUACAGCUUUGAAGCGAGUUGAAGAUUUACAACGUCCCCGAUUGGUAAAAAGUCAUUUGGCCUUGCCACUGUUGCCAGCACAAAUUUGGGAAAAGAAACCGAAGGUUAUCUAUGUUGCACGUAGUCCCAAAGAUGCCUUUGUCUCCGAAUAUCAUUUCUUCCGUCAUAUGGGUCUUGUGCCAGUCGAAUGCUCUCUUGAACAAUACAUUAAGGGCCGUAUGUAUAAGAUCGAUUGUAACGAACAAUUCGAUAAUAUGUACGAAUUUUAUAAACUACGCAAUGAACCCUGGAUAUACUAUACCAGUUUUGAACAAAUGAAAACCAAUUUACCCCAGGUCAUUUUGGAUGUUUGUAAAUUUUUGGGCAAGUCCAUCGAUGAUGCGACAAUGGAGAAAAUGUUAAAGCACUUGUCGUUUGCCGAAAUGAAAAAGAACCCGCGAACAAAUCAUUUGUGGGAAAUCGAACAAGUUCGUAAAGUAACGAACCGUACUGAUGGCGAUUUUACUUUCUGUCGCCAGGGUGAAACAAAUUCAUACAAAAAGGAAUUAUCACCGGAAUUGGUUAAGGAAUUGGAUGACUUUGUAGAGAAAAAAAUAUCAAAUUACGGUCUAACAUUGGAUGAUUUGCUAUUGUUGAAUGGAAAUAAAAAUUAA